Messenger RNA from Planococcus citri (citrus mealybug), 6311 nucleotides. RefSeq names its product Papilin (gene Ppn). The transcript has 33 exons. Gene Ontology annotation, cellular component: extracellular matrix. NCBI's taxonomy places the organism in Eukaryota, Metazoa, Arthropoda, Insecta, Hemiptera, Pseudococcidae. The coding region runs from base 456 to 5990 and encodes 1844 amino acids. Gene Ontology annotation, molecular function: metalloendopeptidase activity; serine-type endopeptidase inhibitor activity. Gene Ontology annotation, biological process: extracellular matrix organization; proteolysis. The record is from RefSeq and is a predicted model, not a curated record.
UUGUAUGGUCCUCUGAUCCUCCAUCAUCCAUAAUCACUUGCAGCGGCAAAAGAAGAAAAAAAAGAAGAAGCGGCGGCGGCGGCAAUAAUUUCAACGUUUCAACGACUCUCCGCAUCGUCUCGGUCCCAUCCGGAGGGAAUCUUUACAUCCUGACGAACCAAGCCACCGCCACCACGACCGCGUAAUCUUAUCUACAUUUUGUAUGGUAUUUCAUUUACAAGCUCAUCUCGUUUAGUUUUUAGUCAACAGUUAAGAUUCGGACGUUUGGUUUAUAAGGUCUUCGUCUUCAUUCUCGAAAAUCUGCGGCAGGUGCGCGUUUCGCGUUUCUCAGAGUUCGCGGUUCGCGGUUUGUGUGUGUGUGUGUUUUUUUUUCGCUUUUCCAACUCUUUUGCUUGGCUGUUGUUCGAAGAAGUGUUCGUGUAUAACGUGUAUGCGCGUCAGUGCACCCAACUGUUAUGGAUGUAUUCAAAUACCAUCCCCGAUGGUUAUUAUUGCUAAUAUUUUCGUGGACAAUUGGUCACAACAGUGAAGCGGAUGCUGCCACCGCCGAGUUUAACUCUCCACCGCAUGCACAUCGACAUCAUCACUCGCUGAUUCCAAGAUUUGGAACCAGACAUCGACGACAACACACUAUCAACGCCGAUAUCGAGUAUUAUUACUUCGAAAGCGAAGCAUUUCCGAGCUCCGAAGAGUACGGUAUCUGGAGUAAUUGGACCGCAGGUGCGGAAUGUACUCGUUCGUGCGGCGGAGGAGUAGCCUAUCAAAUAAGACAAUGUUUGUCCGUCGGGUCGAAUGGAUAUCCAAACUGUAGGGGUGCCGCGAAGAGAUACUUUUCCUGCAACAUAUACGACUGUCCGGAUGUGGUGGAUUUUCGCGCUGAGCAAUGUUCUAAAUUUGACAGCGUGCCAUUCGAUAAAUAUUUUUACACCUGGGUACCAUACACCAAAGGUCAAAAUAAGUGCGAAUUGAACUGUAUGCCUCGCGGAGAACGUUUCUACUACAGACAUAAGAAGCAGGUAAUCGACGGCACAACAUGCGAUGAUGAGAGACCCGACAUUUGCGUAAAUGGAAGAUGCGUGCCAAUCGGUUGCGAUCGUUUGCUCGGUUCGCCCUUACGAGAAGACAAAUGCCGAAUAUGCGGAGGAGAUGGAUCAUCGUGCCAAACAAUUGCCAGUCUUGUAACCAGAAAUGAUCUGCAAGUAGGUUAUAAUGAUUUGAUGUUGAUACCAGCCGGCGCUAUGAACAUUAGAAUACGCCAAUUGCGAUAUUCUAACAACUAUCUGGCGGUGAGAAAUUUAACCAAUCAUUAUUACUUGAAUGGUGGAUGGAGAAUCGAUAUUCCGAAAAGUUUCCGUUUCGCUGGCACAAUUUUUCAUUAUGAACGAAUUCGCGAUACACUCGGAUUUCUAGCGAUAGAAUCGAUCAGCGCAUUAGGUCCGAUCACCGAAUCACUUUACAUUGUGGUACUAUAUCAAGAAAAAAAUGCUGACAUUGAAUACGAAUACAGCCUCACAAAUGGUACGAUUAUAUAUACCGGUGAACCUUAUCAGUGGUGGUACGAUGAAUUUUCAAAUUGUAGUUCCACAUGUGGCGGAGGUUACAAGGCCAGAAAAGUAUGGUGUGCUAAAACAAGCGAUCGAACGGCUAAUGUUAGCGACAAUUUAUGUGAUCCGGGUUUGGAACCGAUCAGAAAUCAGACUUGCGCCCAAGAUGCCUGCGCUCCUCAAUGGGUUGUUGGCGAGUGGUCAAAAUGCUCGCACAUUUGCGGAAACAACGGUACCCAAAAUAGGACGAUAAAAUGUGAACAAAAACUCGGCAACGGUAAAUCGACUUCGGUGGACUCUAAUCUGUGUGAAACAAGUGACGAACAAAAGCCAAAUACGACUCAACCAUGCAACGUUGGUAUACAAUGUCCUCAGUGGUACGUGGGUCCGUGGAAAGCUUGCGACAAAUUGUGCGGAGAUGGUUUCCAAAGAAGAGAAAUAAAAUGUUAUUACAAACUCAAUGGCAAGAUCAACAUCACCGAAGAUGCCGCAUGCUCUGGUCCUAAACCAGAAUCGGAAAAACCGUGUUUCGUACGACCUUGCGAGGGUGUAGAUUGGAUUACAACAGAAUGGUCCGAUUGUAAAGACAAAUGUGAUGUUACAUUUGAAACGCGAAGUGCGGUGUGUUCAACAGCCAAAGGUAAAGCGUAUCCAGAUAAAUACUGUAAGAAAUCGAAACAACCCAUACUGAUAAAAGAAUGCAAUACAUCAUCUGCGUGCGAAUACCAAUGGUAUGCGACGCAAUGGAGCGAGUGUUCAUCUACUUGUGGAGCAGGACUACAAUCGAGAAAAGUAUUCUGUGGCUUCCUCCAAAAUGAUACCAUUCAAAAAACAAACGAUUCUAAAUGCGAUAUAAGUAAAAAAUACGAGGCAACCCAAAUCUGCAGUGGCAAAGCGCAAUGCGAUGGUGAAUGGUUCCAUGGUCCAUGGAGUGCAUGCUCUAAAACAUGCGGAGGAGGAAGUAAGAACAGAACGGUGCUGUGUAUGUUGGGUAACAAGACAGCAGAUGUUACCAAAUGUAACUUGGAUAAAAUAUUAUUCAAAACUGAAACUUGCAAUAAUCAAGCGUGUGGAAGCGAUGAAAUAAUACCAGUUGUUUCAACGGGUACAGUGUCAGAAAAUACUCCUGAAGAAGAAGAAUGUGAAGAAAAUGAAAAAGAUUAUGUGGUUACAGUUCCCAGCAAUAUGGAUUCUAAAUCAAUGUUUACCAUGUCAGAUGAUGUUACUACAGAUGAUUCAGUCAUAAAAUUCUUUACUCAAACUGACUCAAGUUCAGAUGAUGGGAUGUCUUCUGCCACCGAAUUCACACCAAGUGAUCAGUCGUCAGCUGGAACUGAUGAUACUGCUAGCACAUCAUCCAGUGACAUUACAAUCACCGAAACCACAUCUGUUACAAUAACAUCCGAAAGUAGCAGUAGCAGUAGUGGUACCAGCAGUAGCAUUGAUACCACCAGUUCUUCUCUCGAGACCAAAACAACUAUGGCUGAGGAAAACACCAGCAUUUCUUCUUCAUCAACUGCCCCAGACACAACCGCUUCAGACACCAGCAACAGCAGUAGCACUCAAGACUUAAGCACAAGUCCUUACACCACACCAGAGAGCAUCAAUUCAUCAUCAGAUACAACAACCUCCAGCAACUAUGAAACUACUACUACCAUUAACAGCAGUUCAUCCAGUGAUUCUACUACAAUGUCUAGUUCUUCCUCUGAAACUCCAUUCUGGACCACUGAAAGUACCUCUUACAGCCCAGAAGGCAAUAAUACUAUAGAUUCAACACAAGUUACAAAUCCAUUAACCAGCACUGUAACAAUGAAGACUACCAAGCGGCCUUGCAAGAAAAAGAAGCCGCCAAAAUGUGAAUUGACUGAAUAUGGAUGUUGCUUUGAUGGAAUAACCCCAGCAACUGGACCUUUCAGUGCAGGUUGUGCUGAAAUAUCAACUUGUAAAGAAACGAAAUAUGGCUGCUGUGCCGAUCAAGUUACACCAGCCCAAGGCCCAAACAAUGAGAACUGUGAGGAAAUUGAUUGCCAACUUACUUUGUUUGGCUGCUGCCCUGAUAAAAAAUCUGCAGCACUUGGAAAUGAUAAUGAAGGCUGUCCCAUUCCCACCGAAUCUACAACCAAUCCAUCCAGCAGCAGCCGUGGAAACAUCUGCACUGGUGCCCACAAUGAAUCAGCAGAAUGUAUGACCACAACAAUGACAACAGAAGACUUUACCACACCAGAUGACAAUUGUACAACUUCAGAAUUUGGUUGUUGUCAAGAUAAUGAAAAUAUCGCAUCUGGGCCAAAUUUCCUAGGCUGUCCAGAGUUUGGUGAGGGUUCUGGAGGUGAUGAAACUACCAUCACUGUCGAUUACACUACUGAAUUCAACUCCGCACAAACUAGCGAAAAUGAUUCAGUAGUUACUGUAACUGAAGAUGAGACUACAAUAGUGUCACAGACAUCAAAACCAUCAACUUGUUUGGACAGCGAAUUCGGAUGCUGUGCCGACAACAAAACUGCAGCUCUAGGUGCUAACAUGGAAGGCUGCUGUUCAACUACUUCAUAUGGCUGUUGUCCGGAUAACAUUACAGCAGCCACUGGACCAAGCUUUGAUGGAUGUGGUUGCCAAUACUCGACAUUUGGAUGUUGCAGCGAUGGUAGGACAGCUGCUCCAGAUGAAUCACGUGUAUGCCAUUGCAAUGCAACUAGAUAUGGUUGUUGUCAAGAUGGUUUUCAAGAAGCUCAAGGUGAAAAUUACGCAGGGUGCUUGGAUAUUUCAAGAGCAGGAGAAAUUUGCAUUCAGCCGAAAAAUAAAGGUUCCUGUCGCGAUUUCACCGUCAAAUGGUUCUUUGAUACUGAAUAUGGAGAUUGUUCACGGUUUUGGUAUGGUGGGUGUGAUGGAAACGACAAUCGUUUCAAGACGCAAGAUGACUGUAGAAAAACAUGCGUGGAACCACCAGGAAAAGUGGCCUGUUUCCUGCCAAAAAUAACCGGACCUUGCGAUGGAUACUACCCUUCAUGGUAUUACGAUGGAAUACGCGGGCAAUGUUUACAGUUCAUUUAUGGAGGAUGCUUAGGAAACAACAACAGAUUCCAAAAUUUGACUGAGUGCGAAACUUCGUGUUUGCAAGCCGAUCAUUCUCCUCGAGCACCACGGAUAUCCAGUUCCGAAGAAACUGAUGUGACUGUUGAAGAAGGAAAUUACGCGACCCUACGUUGUCGAGCAAGUGGCUUCCCAACGCCAACUAUAUCGUGGAGAAAAGAUGGCUCAGAGAUCGAUAGAUCGCUUGAUCGAUACAGAUUCAGCAACGAUGGACUUCUACAAAUAAUUGGCACAUACGCUGGAGACUCUGGCACGUAUACUUGUACCGCUGAAAACGGAGUUGGACGACCAGUGCAACUGAAUUUACGUUUAACAGUAAAACCUCGAGUGACAGAAUCCGAAACCCCAGUCACGGUUACACCACCGACACCGCCAACGCCGCCACCGCCACCCACACUAACAACAGUAGACAUGUUCUCCAAUAGACCCCCGAGAAUAGACUCGUCUUACCCCACCGAUAUUGCGGCCGAAGAAGGAAGCUACGCUACUUUGAGAUGCUCGGCAAGUGGUUUCCCACCACCAACUAUACAAUGGCAACGAGGAACGACCAUAAUCGACAGAUCGGACGGAAGAUACAAAUUGAACGAUGGAGUCUUGCAAGUGAUCGGUUUGUAUAGAAGCGACGCUGGUUCGUACAUCUGCAUCGCCGAUAACGGAGUUGGCCAACCCGACCAAAAAGAAUACAGACUAACCAUCACAGACGGUGUGAACAAAUCGGCCGACAUCAUUAGCGAUUCUGUACCGAGCGUGGUGGUAACUCUCGACGCUCCUACCAUACUACACUGUUACGCGUAUGGUUAUCCACGUCCCACGGUUCUCUGGUGGAAACAAGAUGAAAUAAUACCGCGAAGUUCCAUUCAAUACGAACAACGAAGAGAUAAUUCGUUGAUAAUUCGACACGUUACGCUGAAAGCUUUGGGUCCUUACACUUGUCAAGCUUAUAACGGUUUGGGCAGAGCGGCAUCUUGGACUACAACACUGCAUGCUGUUGGUCCUGCUGUACCUUUAGAUCCCGAAGACUUUAAAUUCAUCAUCUACAUAGUGCCGCCACCUAAAAUUCCCCCGGUGGACCCGUCAAAUAAACCACCGGUAUAUGAAGUCACUCCGUAUACACCGCCGUCGCAUUAUGAUCCCAACGUUAUAACGCCAGAUAACCGUCCAACAACAUUGACAACACCAACUCAACCAACGCCGCCAGAUGUUUACAUCAAUCCCAACUGCACAGAUAAUCCAUUCUUCGCCAAUUGCGAGCUAAUAGUGAAAGCGAACUACUGUAAUCAUAAAUACUACGGCAAGUUUUGCUGCAGAUCGUGCACCCUCGGUCUACAAAUACCAUUGGACGUCAACGAACGGCGGUAGUGUUUCAAGCUGAACAAAAACUAAACAAAACAAACUAUUCGUUCAUCUAGUUUGAACGACAUGCGUAUAAGACUUUUGGUUCGCUUUUCAACGGUAGAUACUCGACAAAAUAUCACAAGAGUCUCUACUUCUAGUCAAACGCAGAACCUCAUAGCCUUCUGCUACGGUACAAAAUAGAUAAAUUAUUCAAUUCGGAAUCGUGUCGUUCCGGACAUUCAUCCACUCUUUCCCUUUAUCUUCCCUCCCCUCCAUUUAAUUUAUUUAUACUAGUAAAAAAUCUUUUCAAAUUGUUUAUUUUUGUAAUAAAAUUUAAUAAACGUU